UGCGUGUUAAGUAGAUUUUAAGUUUUUACUUGUAUUGCGUGCAGUAGGGUUUUACGCGGUUGUCGAAUCAGCUGUUUGGCGUUAUAGAAUAGCUUGCAAUUGAGGUCACGUGCGUCGGUUAGGAAUUUUAGGAAUUUUAUUGAUUUAUUGUUUUUAAUUGUGUCAUUAGUUUCAGGUGCAUUUGCACAAUAAUAGGGCUUUUAGAGCGACGCAUAGCGUCGCUCUGUCACAUUUUAUGCGCUCCCUCCCCAUCCCAGUAUGCUCUCUCCCCUUCCGAACCCGCUUCCAGCGUCGCGGGCCCCCACGACAGAGAAACCCAUCCAACCUCCGCGACCUGCAACCAGCUACCAGCCAGAAUGCCACCCUCGCUGGGGGACUCUGGAACUGCCAGUCGGCAACCCGAAAAGCCGACUUCAUCUCCGCCUACGCUUCCCACCUGUCUCUCCAGUUCCUGGCCCUCACAGAGACCUGGAUCAGCCCUGACAACUCUUCUACCCCAACCGCGCUAUCCUCCUCAUUCUCAUUCUCCCACACACCCCGGCCAUCAGGCCGUGGUGGUGGCACAGGCCCCCUGGGAAAUUUUCUGGAAGAGCUUGACAUCCUGCUCAGCUCCUUCCCUGAGAAUGGUGCCCCCCUCAUCCUCCUCGGAGACUUCAAUAUUCACCUUGAAGCCUCCCAGUCUGCAGCCUUCCUUCCACUACUCCACUCCUUCGACCUCUCCCUCCAGCACUCUCCCCCAACCCACAAGGCUGGCAACCUCCUCGACCUCGUAUUUUUGAGGAACACCACCUGCACUGGCCUAAACGUCACCCCUCUCCAUACCUCUGAUCAUCAUUUUGUUUCCUUCUCACUCCCCUUCCCUCCCACCCACACCCCUUCUCUCCACCCAGCCCUACUGUCUCUGUCCGCCGCCCACACGCCCAUCUCCUCCAUGCCCGUGGCUGACUGA
This is a messenger RNA of Anguilla rostrata (American eel), 949 nucleotides long. RefSeq lists its product as uncharacterized. Bases 236 to 949 code for a protein of 237 amino acids. The transcript is spliced from 3 exons. The record is from RefSeq and is a predicted model, not a curated record. Gene Ontology annotation, molecular function: catalytic activity. NCBI's taxonomy places the organism in Eukaryota, Metazoa, Chordata, Actinopteri, Anguilliformes, Anguillidae.